AUGGUAGAAACAUUUUCUAAAGACCUAGUUGAAGAUUUUAAAAAGUUAUAUGAAACCAAAGAACAUUAUGACACAAUUAUCAUUGUUGGAGAAGAACCAAAUGUUGAACGAAUUUAUGCCCAUUUUAUAAUUCUUUGUACCAGAUCAACUUAUUUUCGUAGCGCAUUAUCUGAUAAAUGGGCAGAAAGAAAAGAAGGUUAUUUGGUUUUACAAAAACCUAAUAUAAGUGCAUUAACUUUUAAACUUAUUCUUAAGUUUUUGUAUUGUGGAAUAGUCGAUUUAACCAAUCAAGAAUAUGAAGCAAUCUUAAAUCUUUUAGUCGCUGCAGAUGAACUUUUAAUUCAAAGACUUACUGAUUUCGUUCAGGAUUUUUUAAUCAAAAAUAAUUCUGCAUUCUUACAACAAUGUCCUAUUAAAAUGCUUCAUUAUAUUGUCAAUAAUGAUCAAUUUAACGAACUUAAGAAUGCUUAUUUGGAUAUCUUUUGUAAAACUCCUCAUUUAUUAUUUGAUUCGGAUAAAUACCCUUCAUUGGAGAAAGAUGCACUGAAAUUAAUUCUCAAGUGUGAUAACCUCGAUAUGAAAGAAAGUGAUAUCUGGAAAAAACUAGUUGAAUGGGGAAUCGCACAACAUACAAUGCAUGAAGGAGACAUGAUGUGUCAAGACACUAAGUAUGAUGACUUGGAUAUAUUAAGGGAGACAUUACAAGAAUUAAUUAAACUCAUUAGAUUUUAUCAGAUGGAUCGUGAGGCGUUUAUUCCUGAUGUAUGGGAAUAUGUGAACAUCCUACCUAACGAUUUAGUUAAGGAUGUACUACGUUGUUAUUUAGACUUAAAUGCUAAACCAUUAUAUCAAACAUUUUUGAUUAGAUGGGGCAACUUUAAAAUCGACUCAGUAUCAAUCAAUAAGGAGAUUGCACUAUUAUUGACGAAAUGGAUAGGCAAAAAACCUAGAAAUGAUAAGAUAUCAGGGUUUCAAUACAAUUUUAAUAUUCUUUUUAGAAGCAGCUUGGAUGGUCUCUCAUCACAAACAUUUCAUCGAAAAUGUGAUAACAAAGGAGCAACAAUUGUUGUUGCGAGGAUUCAAAAUUCAAAUUUCCUUAUUGGAGGUUACAAUCCACUUGAUUGGAUUGGUAACCAAGUAUGGAAACAAACAACAGAUAGCUUCAUAUUUUUAAUAGAUCCUAAUCAACUCAAACAAGCAACAAUAUCACGCGUUAACCAUAAUUAUAGUGGUUUUGCUAUUUAUUGCGAUGAUAAUCAAGGUCCAAGUUUCGGAGAAGGUCCUGAUUUACAAGUUCAAAAUAACAGUACUACUUGGAAAGUUAAAACAAAAACCUACCCUAAAUUUAUAAAUAUGAAGCUAUCUGUUGUUUGUUUCCAUACUUGGUUACCAAUCCAAUCAAGUGGAUUGUAA
Racocetra persica is the source of this 1413-nucleotide messenger RNA. Lineage: Eukaryota; Fungi; Glomeromycota; Glomeromycetes; Diversisporales; Gigasporaceae. The record is from the annotation of a GenBank genome assembly.